Molecule: messenger RNA, 477 nt
Organism: Paraglomus brasilianum
Lineage: Eukaryota; Fungi; Glomeromycota; Glomeromycetes; Paraglomerales; Paraglomeraceae
Source: the annotation of a GenBank genome assembly
AUGGCGUCUAAAAGUGUAGAAAAAGAAUGCCUUGUACAAGAAAAAAAUGAGGAAUUAAUUUUUGAAUCCGGACCGCCAAAGCGUGGACGUGUAGCAAAAGCUUACGAAGAUUAUGAAUUUCGGACGAGUGAGCCUGUUCAUACGCUCCCACGGGUUAUUGUCAAGAAUAAAAUGAACCCACCGAAAAAACGCAUACGCACAGCCGAAACCCCGAGAUUGCUUUCCGAGGCUGAACUCUCUGCAAGAAAGUCGAAGAAAUAUCCAAAGUCACGUAAACCAGCCCAGAAGUGGAAUUUGGAGGAGGACAAAAUAUUGGUUGAUUUUAUGUUUGGAUUGAUUCAGAACGUACCAUGGAACGACUUAGCCAAAGGGUUACCUAAUCGUGAUAUAAAGAGUAUGCAAAACAGAUGGGCGUAUAUCAGGAGAGCAGGGUUUAGAGUAACCCCAGCGAGAGAUAAUAGUAAGGAUGAUGAAUAA